Messenger RNA from Choloepus didactylus (southern two-toed sloth), 4053 nucleotides. It is a transcript of the gene NAA30, whose product is annotated as N-alpha-acetyltransferase 30, NatC catalytic subunit. Lineage: Eukaryota; Metazoa; Chordata; Mammalia; Pilosa; Megalonychidae. The transcript has 5 exons. The record is from RefSeq and is a predicted model, not a curated record. Gene Ontology annotation, biological process: N-terminal peptidyl-methionine acetylation. Gene Ontology annotation, molecular function: protein-N-terminal amino-acid acetyltransferase activity. Gene Ontology annotation, cellular component: NatC complex. Bases 119 to 1198 code for a protein of 359 amino acids.
AGGCGCUUUACGGCGGCGGCGGCUGAGUGUGAGCUUUGGCGGCGGUGGAAGUGGCCGCGGCUGCGAAGGCGGCGGCGGAGGAGGAAGAGGAGUGGCGGCGGCAGGGACUGGUGCGGGGAUGGCGGAGGUACCGCUUGGGCCUAGUAGCCUCCUCCCACCACCAGCACCUCCGGCCCCGGCGGCGGUGGAGCCCCGCUGUGCCUUCCCGGCGGGGGCUGCCUCCGCCUGCUGCAGCGAGGACGAGGAGGACGACGAGGAGCAUGAAGGCCGCAGCGGCGUCAGGAACCCGGCAGGCAGCGAGGUGGCGGCGGCCAAAGGGCGUCCGUGUCUCCGCUGCCCGCAGCUGCCACUGGAGCAGCAGCAGCUCAAUGGAUUGAUCAGCCCCGAAUUGCGGCACCUUCGGGCGGCCGCCUCCCUUAAGAGCAAGGUCCUGAGCGCAGCCGAGGCGGCCUCGACCACAGCCAGCCCCGACGGGGGCCCCAGAGCAACUGCAACAAAAGGAGCCGGGGUACAAUCGAGCGAUAGUUCCUUUCACUCCCUCCCCAAUAAUGCACGAACUGCGCUUCCCAGCCCGGCAGAGGCAGCAGCGGUGAGCGGUCCCGCGGCGGCCCGCAAUGGACUGGCUGAAGGCACCGAGCAAGAGGAGGAAGACGAGCAGGUGCGACUGCUGUCUGCGUCCUUGACCGCCGGCUGCAGUUUAAGAAGCCCCUCAGGCAGGGAGAUUGAGCCCGGGGAGGAUCGGACGAUACGAUAUGUCCGAUAUGAAUCCGAGCUACAAAUGCCCGAUAUCAUGAGACUGAUCACCAAAGAUCUGUCCGAACCCUACUCCAUUUAUACCUAUAGAUAUUUUAUCCACAACUGGCCACAGCUGUGCUUCUUGGCCAUGGUAGGGGAGGAAUGUGUAGGUGCCAUCGUUUGCAAGUUGGACAUGCACAAAAAGAUGUUCCGCAGAGGUUAUAUAGCCAUGUUAGCUGUGGAUUCCAAAUACAGGAGAAAUGGCAUUGGUACUAACUUGGUUAAGAAAGCUAUAUAUGCCAUGGUUGAAGGAGACUGUGAUGAGGUUGUUUUGGAAACAGAAAUAACAAAUAAGUCUGCUUUGAAACUUUAUGAAAAUCUUGGUUUUGUUCGAGAUAAGAGGCUGUUCAGAUACUAUUUAAAUGGAGUUGAUGCACUGCGACUUAAACUGUGGCUGCGUUGAGAAAUGGAUAUCAAGGAAACAACUUUCCAACCAUGAAGAAUUGACCUUUGCAUGCAAUGCAAUUUGUACAGAAUUGCUUUGCAGGUGGAUUUAGUAAUUUCCAUGCAGCUCUUAUCUGUCAGUGUCUCAUUGAGUGUCGCACAAUAUUUGUUGCACUUUGGCAUGGCGCAUUUGUUCUGAAUUAAAAAGAGAUUGUUUCAAACGUCAAGAGUUCUUUUGGUACCAACAAGAUGUGCCAGGUGAUAGCCAAGAUUUGUUUGUUCAUUUGCAAAGUCUGCUGGCAAUGUUAUUUACACAGCGAUCAUUUUAUCACAGAACCAGUAAGUGGAACAUGAUGUUUGUUCCUGAAAAAAGCCCAUGUAGAUUGUAAACAUCUCUAAGUAUACUAACAUUUCACAUGAAACAUGCUAUAGUUUUCUGAGGGGGUGGGGGCAGAGCUUCAAUUUUAGGUUUUAUUUUUUCAAUAUUAAAUUUUCCAUUCUUAAAUAUUGGUACCUCAGUGAUUAGUGAAUGAAAAAAAAUGUAUUGUGGGGUGGGGUGUGUCUUACAAUGAGUAAAGAUAAUAAUUAAAUUGCGUCUGCCAGUGCCUGUAUAGAUAAGUAUAUUUGUCUUCAUCUCCAGUUUUUGAAUGCAUGCUAUCUCCUCCUUUUCUUUAAAGUCUUUGUAAGCAAAUUUUUUUUUAAUUUAAAUUCUAAAUUUGAAUAAAUUAUUUCAGAUUUUUAUAAUUUGGAUACUUUUUCCAGGUGAAAGACAGUGGUUUAUGUUAGAAGUCCUUUCUUUCCUUUCAGUAGAAAGUUGAAUCUACUUGGAAAAUCUUUAAGAAAUGGCUCAAAGGGGAUAGGAAAAAUUGAUGGAGCCAGGAAUUGCUGGGUUUUGGAUGCACUUUCUUUUUUUUUUUUUUUUGAGGGAAUUUUUGGAAAAGAAUAGAAAAUUAAUGUAAAUUGGUAUAAUAUUUAAUCAAAAUUAUUGCUAAGCUGUGAAGAACAGCUCUUACAAAGCAGUUGGAACUUUUUUCCCACUUGAUUUAGAUUCAUAAUGCUUCCAUUUCUUGAAAUGCUUCACUUUUGGUUUUUGGUCUUAGAAAUAAAUUUCAAGGUUCGUUGUAUCUAUUUUUAGCUGCUUGUAUUUUCUUUUCACUUAGAAAAUUCUUGGGGGAACUUUGCUUUUUUUGCCCAGAAAAACAAAAGUGAGAAAUGGAAAUCUUUUUUUUGGAAUGUGUUCUAUGGGUUUUCUUAACAGCCAUCACCAUGUUCAAUAGUUACAUUGUGUUUUGGCCACUUUUGAGUCAGUGCAGUGUAACAGAUUUUAAAGCAAAUUGCUUUUAAUUGAGUCAUUUAUACCUGUGAUGGAUUAUUUAUUUAACUGGAAAACCUAGGUACCCAUAAAAAAAAGAUUCAUUCUCUGUGAAAAAUGUUUUGUAGGAAUCUAUGUUGUUGUUGUUUUUUGAAAUUUGGAUAUGCCUUACUUCUGUUCUAGGAUUUGGUUUGAAUUUUGUUUUAUUUUAUGGCUUGUAAUUACUGUAUUUUUUAAAAACCCUACCUCUAUUAACAGUUGGUAAAGGCCCCCUUUCAGGAAAGUUAGUUUGUUUUUUAAAGGAAAGCUGCUCCUUGCUCAGUAUAGUAUCUUGAAAGUGAACAUGGUCACAAGUACUUUUAAAAUAAAAAUAUACAAUUUAUAUUUGAUGAAAAUAUAAACUUCCUGCUGGUGGGAUCAUUUAUAAUUCCUUAUUUUUAAAGAAAUUUUUUUUCUUUUCAUUUUAUAUUGCUCUUGAAAGUUUAAUGGGCAGAAAAACUGGUUACAUUAAAGGUAUAUGACCACAAAAUACUUUUAGCUUUUCAGCUGAACAUUUUAAGGAUGUUUUCAGUCAAACUUCAUUUUGGCUUUAAAUAUUUAUAAGUAUGUCAGUCAUACUGAUGCUUCUGUUAUUAUUUUUAAUAUGGAGGGAACUGAACUAAAACACUUUACUGUGUCAUCGAAUUUUAUUUCAUCACUUUGUAUUUGACUUGCUCGUUCAUAAGUAAUAAUUGUUGAUGAAUAUACAUUUGCGUGACCCUCUAAUGGGAACAUUUCUAAAGUGGAUAAAUGCUAGAUUUUCAGUUCAACCAUAUUUAUGUUUUUGGUAGGUUGUCAAUGAAAACAUCACUAUUGAUCUUUUCCCCUAGAAUUGAUCAAGCUUUGUCAAAUUGACUGAACUGAUUAAUUGGGUGUUUUAUAAACAGGGUCUUAACUAUGUGACUAAAAAGUCAAAUGGUUUCCAUUUUGUUCAGCUGGUGAAUGUUAAAUCAGUGUACACCUUCUGUAUUUAAUUGGUUAUCAAAAUUGUUUACUUAUAUAGACUAAACUUUUAACCCUUGGUAUGAUAGUCCAGCGCCAAAUUAAGUGUCUCCAUAUCAGUUGAAACAUAAUCAAACAUUAAUUUAGUUUUUGAUAUUGCUUUCAUUUCUCUAAUAUAACCUAAAAGCAAUUUCAUUUAUAAUUGAUAGAGGGUUUACUUGGCUAAAACUGAGCAAAAUUGGUGCAACUUUCUUUUAAUGGGGUGCUGCCUCUUUAAGACUGACUGUAAUAUCCACUGACACUGGUUUGGCAGUUGGUGCUGCUGAACAUUUUUAUACAAGCUACCAUGAAGCUAUAUAUGUUAGUAUUGAAGAAGCUAACGGGUAUACUACCAUUUUUUAUGUGUGGGCUGAUUAUAAUUUCCCUUAUGUUAGGAUGGAACUACUCUAGAGAAGUCCACAGAUCAGAAACCAGACAGUAGUUUUUGAAGUCAAAGCCAGCAAAAUAAGGGGGAAAAAAAAAACCCAAAACAGUUACUAUUAGAAAAUUGGUUUUAAUAUUUUCUGCCUCUCCUCCCAAAU